AUGCUUUGUUCGUCUAUGCUUAACAGAGGAGUUUGGUUUCUACCUAACCGAAACCUUUCUUAUAGAACUAUAAGCACAAUCGCCUCUGUUUUCAGUUUCAGAAGCCAUAAAUCUUUUAUUUUGGUUAAACCCGUGGAGUUUUGUACAUCAAUCCGCUUUGGUUUGGAAAAAAGAGAAAUCGCUCGUGUCCAACAGAACUCCAGCUUCUCGAGCUCUUCUUCCGACAGCAGAGGAGGAUCAAUCACUGCUAGGGUUUUGAUGGCAUCCAAUGGCGGUUUAGAUAAGCUUGGCGUAUCUCAUUUCGCUUUGUCUCCGACCUCUGUUCUCAAGAUACAGAAAGGAGAUAUCACUCAAUGGUCCAUUGAUACCUCUUCCGAUGCGAUCGUAAAUGCAGCUAACAAGCGAAUGCUUGGGGGUGGUGGUGUUGAUGGAGCUAUACAUAGAGCUGCUGGUCCAGAACUACGAGCAGCCUGCUAUGAAGUUCCUGAGGUCCGACCUGGAGUUCGGUGCCCUAUUGGAGAAGCAAGGAUUACCCCAGCUUUUAGGCUACCUGUAUCUCGUGUAAUUCACACUGUUGGACCAAUCUAUGAUGUUGAUGAUCACCCAGAGCUUUCUCUAAGAAAUGCAUACAGAAAUUCCUUAAGGCUUGCAAAAGAAAACAACAUCCAGUUUAUUGCUUUUCCUGCCAUAUCUUGUGGUGUUUACCGCUAUCCUUAUGAAGAGGCUGCUACAAUAGCUUUAUCUGUGGCAAAAGAGUUUGCAAAUGACUUCAAGGAGGUGCAUUUUGUUCUCUUCUCUGAUGAUGUUUACAAAGUCUGGUUGGACAAAGCAGCCGAGUUGCUUUAAGCUUGGUUUCUGAACUGCUGCAGUUCCUUGGGCUGAAAAAAAAUCUUCUUUAGUCUUAUAAAAUAAUCA
Molecule: messenger RNA, 915 nt
Organism: Telopea speciosissima
Lineage: Eukaryota; Viridiplantae; Streptophyta; Magnoliopsida; Proteales; Proteaceae
Product: macro domain-containing protein VPA0103
Exons: 7
Coding region: 1-846 (281 amino acids)
Source: RefSeq, a predicted model, not a curated record